This is a messenger RNA of Soboliphyme baturini, 228 nucleotides long. Lineage: Eukaryota; Metazoa; Nematoda; Enoplea; Dioctophymatida; Soboliphymatidae. The record is from the annotation of a GenBank genome assembly.
AUGGAGGAGCUGAUAGCGAAGCGAGGACCAUAUUUCGAUCAGUUUUCCAUGAAGUAUGACGGUGCACUGAACGGCGUCAAACUAACGAUGCAGUGGAUGCGUGACGUUGUUAUGCCGUCCAAGAGUCACGGGACGGUCGACAAGCCGGCCUGUGCAAUGAAUGAUACCGGCGGCAGCUUUGGCUCUAGCAUCAAUUCUUCGUUGAUACGGUGGUCAGCAGGAAGUUAG